AAGCAGUGGUAGAGUAAUUAUUAGGGGAAACUGGCUGUAAAGUGUAAACACAAAUUCUUAUCAAGAGUUUGCCUUGGUCUUCUCUCCAGUCCACCGCCUUACCUUCUCGUGACUCAUAUAUAUUUUCCCACGUGUACUUCUCCUCUUCUCCUGCUCCCCCAUUUGCUUCUCUCUUUCAAUUGUCACUAUCUUUCUCAUUCUCAGGAUUAUCGUGCAAAAAAAUGGGAAGGAAGAAGAUAGAGAUCAAGCCAAUCAAGGACAAGACUAAUAGGCAAGUGACAUUCUCAAAAAGAAGAAGGGGAUUGUUUAAGAAAGUCAAAGAACUUUCUAUUCUCUGCGAUGCAGAAGUUGCUGCAAUUGUUUUCUCUAACCGUGAAAAAUUAUCUGAGUGCUUUCAUGGCAACAGGUUGAGCACUUUGGAUGCAAUUCUUCAACAAUAUCAUGAUGUCUCUCACGCAGAAGGAAAAGAAGUCGCUAAAAUUCAUGAAUCUGAGAACUCGGAGUGUGCAAAGAGCCCGGUUAACAAAAAUCUCUUGCAAGUUCAAAGGUACCUUGAUGAAUUGAAUUUGGACCAGCUCACUGUGACUAACCUUGAACAACUACAGAGUGAACUGGAAACUACACUAGCACAAACGAGAACAACAAAGGUCUCGCUCAAUACACAGAUGAUGGAACCAGCAAUAACUCUUCAUGAAAAGGCAAAAUUGCUAAUGGAAGAAAACAAGCUCUUGAAGCGGAAGAUAACUGCAAUGGAAAAGGAAAACACAGAUGCAAAGGAGAGGGAUGAUAACAGGGAGGUAAAUCUGGAAUUCCACAACCUUGCAGAUAAUGAGACAGAUCGUUCACCACCGCAGCAAACACUUAGUUUGCUUUUUCAGUGAUAUGAUACAUCCAUCAUCAAGGACCACCUGAAGGGAGACAUCUGAUCAGAAUCUCAAACAGAAUGAGAGCAUGUUGCAGUAGUGUUUCUAAAUCUCUAAAUGCUUGCUUUGCAGCCAGAGUUAUGGAGAUUAAGCUUAUCCAAAUGCCAAGAUAAUAUUACUCUGGCCCUUGCAAUAAAUAAAUAAAAUAAUAAACCUGUGCAAGGACUGUGUUAUGCAAGCAUUCUGUUCUGUUAACUAUUUGCUUUGUAGUGUUUACUAUUUGGUGUUUGUAAUAAAGAUCUGCUUAAACUGUGUUCUUUAAUCUUUUGCUA
Molecule: messenger RNA, 1195 nt
Organism: Daucus carota subsp. sativus
Lineage: Eukaryota; Viridiplantae; Streptophyta; Magnoliopsida; Apiales; Apiaceae
Product: truncated transcription factor CAULIFLOWER D
Exons: 8
Coding region: 222-881 (219 amino acids)
Biological process (GO): regulation of transcription by RNA polymerase II
Molecular function (GO): DNA-binding transcription factor activity, RNA polymerase II-specific; RNA polymerase II cis-regulatory region sequence-specific DNA binding; protein dimerization activity
Source: RefSeq, a predicted model, not a curated record